UGCUGCGUUCAGUGCGAUCGCAGACAUUGUGCAAAACGGUUCGCAUAGGCUGGGCGUUUUAGUGAUCGAAUCGGUCGGACUGGAAUUGGAAAUUGGAAGUGUUGGAGUAGCUGUAGAUCUUGCUGUUGUUGUAACUGUGUCAAGCCAAUUUUAAAUAUAUUUAAAAGGGCGUCACAAUCAAAAAGCGAAUAGUGCGAAGUGAUAAAUUAAUCAAUUUAUACAUAGAACACAAACGGCAUUGAGCUUUAUCAAUUUGCGUUUUCUACGGAGGCUCGACAUCUUUGUUUGCGCUCUUCUCCUCGCAUCGAUUCUGUGCAUACAUACGACAACAGCUAUGGAUAGCGUCAGAUCGUUUUUUGCUAACCCAAACAAAGACAACAAUAUCGGCAAUCAACAAAAUGGCGCUCAGGGACGCUGGAACAACUGGAAUAGGAACAUGCAGGCUCACACAGACCCCGGUUCGGUGAAUUCCACCAUCAGGAACCCAACAAGUAGCGAUGCCAAGCGCAAGGACAGUGAUAAUUACUUCUACAUAAUGUGGCGAGCUUGAGGACAACCCGGCAGAAGCAGCUGGUAAAACAACAGCAGAGCCAUAGCAUUAAGUUUACGUCUAAAGUGACCUGCAGCGGAUUUGUGCACACAUCUUAUUAGAGACAUCGGAAGCUGUAACCGACGUGUUUUUUUGCCGCGUUGCAUCAUCUUCAUACCCGGUGUUUAGUGAUAUUAGUUAUUUAUUUAAGUAUACAAUCUGAUUUAUUUACACAAACAUUCAACUUGAUUUGAUACCACAUUACGUAUACGUAUUGUCUGAUCGAAACUGGCAUUCUACUUGCAUUGUAUUGAAGUAUAAUCCUUGAAGCCCAUAUAUGGACCCGUUUACAGUUAUUGGCUUGAUUUACUGGCUGAUCUGCAUGAUAUUAUUUGGACCCAUGAUGUUCUUUGUCUGCGUUUACCUACCCGAAGUGCCAGUGCGAUAUGUGAAGAGUCUAAGGCAGUACACAUAGGCCUUAUACAUACACUCGCUCUCUGCUUAAUUUUGUAUACUACAUAUAGUCAAGUAUAUAGGUACUCAUUUGAUACACAAUUUAUACUGAUACUGAUACUGAUGUACUCCUAUAAUCAACACACCAUUGAACUCUCUACAAUAAAUACGUUCAUGUGGAAUUUA
This is a messenger RNA of Drosophila albomicans, 1168 nucleotides long. RefSeq lists its product as uncharacterized. Lineage: Eukaryota; Metazoa; Arthropoda; Insecta; Diptera; Drosophilidae. The record is from RefSeq and is a predicted model, not a curated record. The coding region runs from base 867 to 1004 and encodes 45 amino acids. The transcript has 3 exons.